AUGGAAGGCAAAGUCGAGGCAGCACUGUCCAUAUGGAAAGAUGGAGUCGAGGUUGGCUCAAAAAGAUAUAGGCUCGAACCCUACUGCACAGUCUACCAGGCGGAGUUGUUGGCACUGGCGAGGGCCACUAGAGUGAUAAUGGGAUCAGAGGCGAGUGAGUUCCGUGUUUUUUGUGACUCAAGAGCGGCGCUAGACUCGAUAACAAACAAUGAUUGCUAUCACCCGUUGGCCGUGGAAGCUAGAGAGAAUAUCAUAGUACUGCAAAGAAUAGGCAAAAUAAUAAAAAUAUUGUGGAUCAAGGCCCACGUGGGAGUGAAAGGAAAUGAACGAGCUGACAAAUUGGCAAAGGAAGCGGCCCUUAAACUAAAAACUAAAGCGGACUACAGCGCGUGCCCGGUGUCCUAUAUUAAAACGCACAUAAGGGGAACCUCUAUAAAAGAAUGGCACCGUAGAUACGACGACAGGGAAACUGCAUCGGUCACGAAGGCCUUCUUUCCACGGGUGGAGACGGCGUACCCUAUUGUGAGGAAACUGAAAUUUGACCAAACAUUGACACAACUAAUGACUGGACACGGGGGGUUUCUGUCUAAUCUGUAUCGGUUUAAGCUGAGAGACAGUCCGGCAUGCCCGUGCGACUCAAUAUACGACGAAACGCCCUUACACAUCAUAGCAGAAUGUGCCAUAUUUAGCCGGGAGAGACAAGAACUAGAAACUGAGAUAAAAAUCCAAAUAUGUACAGAAGAAAUAAAAAAUAUUAUGGAAAAUAAAAAGUAA
Bombyx mandarina (wild silkworm) is the source of this 774-nucleotide messenger RNA. RefSeq lists its product as uncharacterized. Lineage: Eukaryota; Metazoa; Arthropoda; Insecta; Lepidoptera; Bombycidae. The record is from RefSeq and is a predicted model, not a curated record.